CCGGAGCCGAGCUGCUCCCCGCUGAGUGAACUUUUCUACCCGGGGUCUGUCGCCUUAUCCCGGACACAGGAGGCGGAGGAGGAGGCCGGGGGACAGGAAAGAAGAAGAAGAAGAAGAAGAAGAACCAGAAGAAGAAGAAGUCAGACAUGCUGUGAAAAGAAUACACGUCUUCUUCUUAUUUACCAAAAAACACCAGAAGCCCGUUUAACACUUACCCGUGAGGAGGAGGAGGAGGAGGAGGUGCAGGAGGAGGAGAAGCCCGGAGAGAGAGAGCGAAACGCGGGGAGCAAGAUGCAGCUGGCCGCGGUGCUGUGCGGAGCCCUGGUAACUUUACUGCUCCACCACACUCCAGGUGUUGAGAGCAGUGCCGAGUGUUCUUGUGGGAGGAGUCACUUCACGUGUGCGGUCAGUGCCUUCGGGGAGUGCACCUGCAUCCCGGCCCAGUGGCAGUGUGACGGGGACAACGACUGCGGGGACCUCAGCGACGAGGACGGAUGCAUGCUCCCGACCUGUUCGCCGCUCGACUUCCACUGCGACAACGGCAAAUGUAUCCGUCGCUCGUGGGUUUGUGACGGAGACAACGACUGUGAGGACAACUCCGACGAGCAGGACUGUCCUCCCAGGGAGUGUGAGGAAGACGAGUUCCACUGCCAGAACGGCUACUGUAUCCGCAGCCUCUGGCACUGUGACGGGGACAACGACUGUGGGGACAACAGUGAUGAACAGUGUGACAUGCGUAAAUGCUCGGACAAGGAGUUCCGCUGCACAGACAGCAGCUGCAUCGCGGAGCACUGGUACUGUGACGGGGACACGGACUGCAAGGACGGGUCAGAUGAGGAAAACUGCCCGUCCGAUGUGAUGACAGCCACCUGCAGCGUGGAGGAGUUCCAGUGUGCGUAUGGACGCUGCAUCCUGGACAUCUACCACUGUGACGGGGACGAUGACUGCGGGGACUGGUCGGACGAGUCGGACUGUUCCUCCCACCAGCCCUGCAGGUCGGUUGAGUUCAUGUGCAGCAGCGGGAUGUGCAUCAACGCCGGCUGGAGGUGUGACGGCGAGUACGACUGUGAGGACCAAUCGGAUGAGAAGAACUGCACCACGUCCAUGUGCACGGCCGACCAGUUCCGCUGUGGCACCGGGCGCUGUGUGCGUUUGUCGUGGAGAUGUGACGGCGAGGACGACUGCUCGGAUCGCAGCGACGAGGAAGGCUGCGAGAAAACUGGUGAUCCUCCGUGUGCUCCGGAUCAGUUCCAGUGUGGGAACGGACGCUGCAUCGGUCAGAGGAAGGUCUGCAACGAGGUCAACGACUGCGGGGACGGGACGGACGAGCACCCGCAUCACGACUGCCGACCGCGCUCCAGUGAGGGCAACUGUAACCAGAAUAAUGGAGGCUGCUCCCAGAAGUGUCAGAUGGUCAGAGGACUGGUCCAGUGCACCUGUCACACUGGCUACAGACUGAUGGACGACGGCAAAGCCUGCCAGGAUGUGGACGAGUGUGCAGAAGAAGGCUACUGCAGCCAGGGCUGCACCAACACGGAGGGGGGGUUCCAGUGCUGGUGCGUCCAGGGCUACGAGCUCCGACCCGACAAGCGCAGCUGCAAAGCUCUGGGGCCGGAGCCGGUUCUGCUGUUCGCCAACCGCAUCGACAUCCGGCAGGUUCUGCCGCAUCGCUCCGAGUACACGCUGCUGCUCAACAACCUGGAGAACGCCAUCGCCCUGGACUUCCACCACGACCGCGAGCUGGUGUUCUGGUCGGACGUGACGCUGGACCGCAUCAUGAAGGCCAACCUGAACGGCUCCAACGUGGAGGAGGUGGUCUCCACGGGCCUGGAGAGUCCAGGUGGACUGGCCAUAGACUGGAUCCAUGACAAGCUGUACUGGACGGACUCUGGGACGUCCCGCAUCGAGGUGGCCAACCUGGACGGGACGCACCGCAAGGUGCUGCUGUGGCAGAACAUGGAGAAGCCCCGAGCCAUCGCUCUGCACCCCAUAGAGGGGAAGAUCUACUGGACCGACUGGGGCAACACGCCUCGCAUCGAGUACGCCAACAUGGAUGGAUCGAACCGGCGGGUCAUCGCGGACACGCACCUGUUCUGGCCCAACGGCCUCACCAUCGACUACGCCAGCCACCGCAUGUACUGGGUGGACGCCAAGCACCACGUCAUCGAGAAGGCCGACCUGGACGGACGCAACCGCAAGGCCGUCAUCAGCCAAGGCCUGCCUCACCCGUUUGCCAUCACGGUGUUUGAGGACAGCCUCUACUGGACCGACUGGCACACCAAGAGCAUCAACAGCGCCAACAAGUUCACCGGCAAGAACCAGGAGAUCAUCCGCAACAAGCUGCACUUCCCCAUGGACAUCCACACCCUGCACCCCCAGAGGCAGCCCGCAGGGGGCUGGAACCGAUGUGGCACCAACAACGGAGGCUGCAGUCACCUGUGUCUCCCCAGCAACAUGACCUUCACCUGCGCCUGUCCCACCGGCUUCAAGAAGGUCGACCACCUCAGCUGUGCUGAUGGUCUUGACAAGUUCCUGCUUUUUGCCCGAAGGACGGACAUCCGACGAAUCAGCUUCGACACCGAGGACAUGUCCGACGACGUCAUCCCUCUGGCCGACGUGCGCAACGCCGUGGCGCUCGACUGGGACGCCAAGGACGGCUUCAUCUACUGGACGGACGUCACCACGGACUCUAUCAACAGAGCGCUGUGGAACGGCUCCAAGCAAGAGGUGGUGGUCGACACCAGUCUGGAGAGUCCAGCAGGUCUGGCGAUUGACUGGGUGACCAACAAGCUCUACUGGACCGAUGCUGGUACAGAUCGGAUCGAGGUAUCGAACGGCGAUGGGAGCAUGCGCACCGUCCUGAUCUGGGAGAACCUGGACCGGCCCAGGGACAUUGUCGUCGACCCGAUCGGAGGCUUCAUGUACUGGACAGACUGGGGGGCCAACCCGAAGAUCGAGCGCGCAGGAAUGGACGCCUCCAAUCGCGUGGUCAUCAUCUCGUCCAACCUGACGUGGCCCAAUGGGCUCGCCAUCGACUACGAGACCCAACGCCUGUACUGGGCCGACGCUGGCAUGAAAACCAUCGAGUUUGGAAACUUUGAUGGUUCUGACCGACAGGUUCUGAUUGGCACUCAGCUGCCUCACCCCUUCGGCCUGACUGUGCACAAGGACAAGCUGUACUGGACAGACUGGCAGUCCAAGAGCAUCCAGAGCGCCGACAAGCUCACCGGGCUGGGACGGCAGACGCUGGCUGAGAACCUGGAGAACCUCAUGGAUAUUCACAUGUUCCACCGGCACCGCGAGACAGUACACAACCCCUGUGCAGUGAGUAAUGGAGGCUGCAGCCACCUCUGUCUCCUGGCUCCUGCUCCCAAAGCCUCCAGCUGCGCCUGUCCCACCGGGAUCAACCUGCAGCCGGAUGGAAAGACCUGCACGUCAGGAAUGAGCAGCUUCCUGAUCUUUGCGCGGAGGACAGACAUCAGGAUGGUUUCUCUGGACAUCCCCUACUACGCUGAUGUGGUUCUGGCCGUUAACAGCUCCAUGAAAAACACCAUCGCCAUCGGUGUCGACCCCAAAGAAGCGAAGGUGUACUGGUCCGACAGCACACUGAAGAAGAUCAGCAGAGCUUACAUCAACGGAUCAGAACACGAGGACAUCAUAUCUACAGGGCUGGUGACCACCGACGGCCUCGCGGUGGACGCUCGCGGCAGGAAGAUCUACUGGACGGACACGGGGACCAACCGCAUUGAGGUCGCCAACCUGGACGGCUCCAUGAGGAGAGUUCUCGUGUGGCAGAACCUGGACAGUCCCCGAGCCAUCGCGCUCUACCACGAGAUGGGGUACAUGUAUUGGACAGACUGGGGGGAGAACGCCAAGCUGGAGCGUUCGGCGAUGGACGGAACCGACCGCGUGGUUCUCAUCAGUAACAACCUGGGCUGGCCCAACGGCCUGGCCAUCGACAUGGCUGGCUCACAGCUGCUGUGGGCCGACGCUCACACUGAGCGCAUCGAGGCGUCCGACCUGAACGGGCAGAACCGCCACACCCUUGUGACUCCGGUCCAGCACCCGUACGGCCUGACCCUGCUGGGGCCCCACAUCUACUGGACAGACUGGCAGAGCCGCAGCAUCCAGAGAGCUGACAAGAGCACCGGGGCCAAUACCAUCACGGUGCAAGCCAACCUGCCAGGCCUGAUGGACAUCCAGGCCGUGGACAGGGAGAGGCCACUGGGUUUUAAUAAGUGUGGCCAGAGGAACGGCGGCUGCACCCACCUCUGCCUUCCUCGUCCCAACGGCACUUCCUGCGCCUGUCCCACCGGCAUCUUGCUCAAGGGAGACGACAGGUCAUGUGACGACUCCCCGGAGACGUUCCUGGUUUUCUCCAACCGGGUCAGCGUGCGCAGGAUCUCCCUGGACACCGACGACCACACGGACGUGCACGUCCCGGUGCCGGAGCUGCACAACGUGAUCUCGCUGGACUACGACAGCGUGGACGGGAAACUUUACUACACCGAUGUCACCCUGGAUGUUAUAAGGCGAUCCAAUCUAGACGGCAGUGGGAUGGAGACGGUGAUCAGCCAGGGCCUAAAAACCACAGAUGGGCUGGCCGUAGACUGGGUGUCCAGGAACAUGUACUGGACCGACACUGGGCGCAACACCAUCGAGGUGGCCCGGCUGGACGGGACCAGUCGCAAAGUCCUGGUCAACAACAGUCUGGACGAACCCAGAGCCAUCGCAGUGUUCCCCAGCAAAGGGUUCCUGUUCUGGACCGACUGGGGUCACAUCGCGAAGAUUGAGCGAUCACAUCUGGACGGCUCCGACCGGAAGGUUCUGAUCAACACGGACCUGGGCUGGCCCAACGGCCUCACGCUGGACUACGACACCCGCAGGAUCUUCUGGGUGGACGCUCACCUGGACCGGAUCGAGAGCUCGGACCUAAACGGGAAACUGCGCCAGAUCCUCGUCAGCCCGGUGUCCCACCCGUUCGCCCUCACGCAGCAAGACCGCUGGAUCUACUGGACGGACUGGCAGACCAAGUCCAUCCAGCGGGUGGACAAGCACACGGGCCGUAACAAGGAGACCGUGCUGCCCAACGUGGAGGGCCUCAUGGACAUCAUAGUGGUGUCGCCUCACAGGCAGACGGGUACCAACCUCUGUGGAGUGAAUAACGGCGGCUGCACUCACCUCUGCUUCGCCAAGACCAGCACGUUUGUGUGCGCCUGCCCCGACGAGCCGGAUGGGAAACCCUGCUCCACCAUUUCAGGUUACAUCCCCACGUCUCCCACCAGAGGAACCAGCAGCACUCCUGUCCCCAACAGGAUCCCCAACGCUCCCACAGACACUCCACACAGAGGACCAGUCCCCGUCAACUGCACUGACAAGAACCUGAACAUGGAAGGCUGCACGAGCAACGUGGUGACGGCUCCUCAUGGAGAAGGUCUUCACAUCAGCUACGUGAUCGGGGGAGUUCUGACCAUCCUGGCUAUUCUGAUCCUCAUCGCCGCUCUGAUCAUCUACAGGCACAAAAAGUCAAAGUUCGCCGACCCCGGAGUGAGCAACCUGACCUACAGUAACCCGUCGUACCGGACGUCCACGCAGGAGGUGAAGAUCGAGGCGUCGCAGAAACCUCCGAUCUACAACCAGCUGAGAUACAAGAAGGAGGGGGGAGUGGACGGAGGCUACACCAAGGAGAAGAUCCGCAUCGUGGAGGGCGUGUGUCUCCUGUCCCACGACGAGCUUUACUGGGACGACCUCAAACAGAUCAAGCCGUCCCGAGGCGGCCUGCACACCUGCAUGCGCACCGACACCGUGUCCCUGCAGACCAGCAGCGCCUCGCUGGACGACGGCGAGACGGAGCAGCUCCUCCAGGAGGAGGCGUCCGAAUGCUCCUCCAUCACCACCCUGACUCCUUCAGCCAUCACCCCGCAGCGCCACGCCCAGCACAGCCUGCCCGACACCGGCUGGAGCUCCACGCGCAAGCCCUCCACCGAGAGUGAAGUGUGA
This is a messenger RNA of Pleuronectes platessa (European plaice), 6000 nucleotides long. It is a transcript of the gene lrp4, whose product is annotated as low density lipoprotein receptor-related protein 4. Bases 292 to 6000 code for a protein of 1902 amino acids. Gene Ontology annotation, molecular function: calcium ion binding; protein binding. NCBI's taxonomy places the organism in Eukaryota, Metazoa, Chordata, Actinopteri, Pleuronectiformes, Pleuronectidae. The record is from RefSeq and is a predicted model, not a curated record. The transcript is spliced from 37 exons.